AUGAGUUUCAGCGCCGUGAACCGUGGCAAGCCUGGCCAAAGUAUCCAGCACGUCAAAUUACCACCGCAUACUAAACGUUCUGAUUCUGUGUCGGUUAGUGGGGACUCGACAGAUCCUCCAGCUGGACGACCAAAAAAACAUACCCAAAGCCCAUUUAAGCAACAUCCAGGACCCCUGACAUCAAGUGGCCGGUCAAAUCUUGACGUUGCUUUGAAAAGGCCGCCAACGAGUCUCAGCGCUUACAAAGAGGAUAGCAUUGAGGACGAUGGUUCCGAUGCGCCAGUAAUGUCAGAUUUGACGCCACAGGGAAGACCCAGCACGUUAUCCAAACUAGUCAACGUCUCCAGGCCGUCGGAUCCAGAUGAAACACAGACUGGUGAUUCCAGCAAUGCAACGUCGACAACGCCGGCACGGGGAAGAGGAAGACCUAAGGGAUCGUUUAAAAAACUAAAAAGUUUACCAGGGACAGCUGCAGCUGGUCGGCAGGCCCGACAAAUCAAGCCGCGGCCAUAUCCCGAAGGCUUCGUCGGCUUUCCUAAAAGAAGAGGACGACCGCCAAAACCUCAAUCUCCCCCUCCAAGAGAGCUUUAUUAUCGAACCAACGUUCAGUUUUUCCCCUUUCUGUGUGAGUGGAUGGACUGCAAGGCUGAGCUACACAAUCUUGAGACACUACGACGACAUGUCUCCAAAGUUCACGGUGACUCUAUUGAGUGUCUGUGGGGAAAGUGUGGACGCCUAGAAAGGCCUCCAGAGUUCGAAGAUGAUGAGGGGUUCGAAGACCAUAUCAAAGAGGCGCAUCUAGUACCUUUAUCGUGGCACGUUGGCGACGGACCAAAUAACCUUGCAGAGCGGGGUUUGAAGAAGGAGGAGGAUGACAAUAUACCAGACUAUCUCAAAGACGAGCAUGGCAAUCAGGUGACGCCUUCAAUCCGAGAUCAAGAUGAGGAGGAUCUGUUGACAUGGAGGAAGAACCGUCGCAAACUCAAGGAGUUGCUUAUCCGUAUGAACGACAAUCUCCCCGACGAGGUCGACGAAGAGGGGGGCGUCAAGCAGCAAGAUGAUUGA
This is a messenger RNA of Fusarium venenatum, 1065 nucleotides long. RefSeq lists its product as uncharacterized. The record is from RefSeq and is a predicted model, not a curated record. Gene Ontology annotation, molecular function: DNA binding. NCBI's taxonomy places the organism in Eukaryota, Fungi, Ascomycota, Sordariomycetes, Hypocreales, Nectriaceae.